This is a messenger RNA of Peronospora matthiolae, 963 nucleotides long. The record is from the annotation of a GenBank genome assembly. Lineage: Eukaryota; Oomycota; Peronosporomycetes; Peronosporales; Peronosporaceae.
AUGGUGCGCGUGCCCGGAUCUUCUGAGGCCUCUGGAUUUCACCGUGAGUCCACUGGCGAAGAUGUCAAGAUUAAGCAAGAACCUGGGAUUGAAGUGUCAGCGACAAAGGGAUCGACGCAGACACGCAGAAGCACAAGAUCCUCAGAUCAUCAGAGUUUUGGGAGGGGCUCUGAUGAAAUGAAAAUGAAAGAGGAAGAUCGAGAGAUCGAUCUGGAAGAUAAACCUCAAUUCCCUCCUAGGGUCCCUUCGGGGUCCACCGCAGAUCGCUCUGCAAAGAGCGAUCUGCUGGAUAAAAAUCCAAUGGUGAAAACCAAAUCGGCGAAAGCCAAACCCUAUAUCUUAGUCGAUAGAUCGCCCGACCUCAAGCCGAAGAGCACAAUCGCGAGAUCGACCACAUCAGAACGAUCCGCGACGAGAUCGAUGGGAUCAGAUGUCAAAGAUCGCCAGAUCGGCCGAACCGUGCAAUCAAAGAUCGGAGCCAAAGAGGAAUACGAUGAAACACCAGAUAAGAUCGCGAUGCCAAAGACGGAAUAUAACCCAAUAAAGAUCGCGUCCAGGGAGAAGGAGACGACGGGUGAAGCGCGGGAGCGUGCAAAAUGGCAGUACUAUUAUGGCCAGUUGAAGACGCUGCUCAAGACGGACCCAGUGUUCAAGAUAUUAAGGCCCAAGGUGAUUGGUCCUCUGGAUAAGCCGAUCUCGGUCCCACUUCACGGGACCAACAAAGUCGACGAGAUCAAUUUGAUUUUGCAGAUGUUGGACGACAUGGGUAUCUGCCCUGACGCUUUUGAUGGAGAUGAACUGCUGAGUUGCAGCUUGGAACAGUUUAAGGACGCGGCGAAUGAGUUUGUAGAGAUCAUGAUAAUGCUGGUGGGCAAAGCGAAUACUCCUGAGGACAAGAUCGGGACGCCCUCGGGCUCGCUCCGUAAACACCCCGCGGGAUCGCUCCCGCUACGCCUCGGAUGA